This is a messenger RNA of Cylicostephanus goldi, 204 nucleotides long. NCBI's taxonomy places the organism in Eukaryota, Metazoa, Nematoda, Chromadorea, Rhabditida, Strongylidae. The record is from the annotation of a GenBank genome assembly.
AUGGAAGACAGGAACAAUUUACAUGACGAGCUGGUCGGAGAAGUACGUGCCGGAAUUUCACUCGGUUCGUUGGGUUGCGAAGUACUUGAAAGAGACGAUGAGCUGGUCGGAGGAGUACGUACCGGGGCUUCGCUCGGUUUCUUGAACUGCGAAGUACUUGUUAAAGACGGAGUGAUGGCUAUCCAAGACAAACCAGGGCGCUGA